ACAUGUAAUUUUAAAAUGAAAGAAAACAAAGAAAAUUGUGGUUAUUUCUUUUGAAAGUUCUGGCGGAACUCUCGCAGUGAAGGGCUGGUAGCAGCCUAGCUAUCCCACUGCCGUUGUUUCUUGUCCGAAGCCGGGUUACCCCAGAUAUCUAAUCUUAGUAGAAAUCAAACUUUAGCUCCUCGACUUUUGCGAAGGAAAAGGAAAUAAAAAAAAAGAACAUGGAUGGAAAACCAUGUCGAAUGGAGGUAUGCGUAACAAGAGGUUACUGUAAGUUUCCAUAACAGAGCAAGCAUUUUAGUGACUACAAUGCUAGUAAGUUUAUUCAUAUCAUCAGUUUGAGUCUUCUCUUCGUCAAGGCAGUAUUACGUUCUAGUACAGACUUAACUUUCCCGAUACUUUUACCCCGUAUUGACUGAGAUUGUUCUCCUCGUUUUCACAGUGUGUGGUAGCUACCUUACAGAGGAUAGCGGCAACUUCUCUAGCGCUAAGAAUGUCAUUAUCGAUGCUUACUAUUUUGUAUCGUACCAACAAACUCGCUGCCUGUGGAAGGUCAACCCUAAAUCCAACACAUCGAUUAUAUGGUUGACGUUUGCCGAGUUGUCUCUCGGUCAACAAAACGAUGGCUAUUGCAGUGAAGGAGUUCGUAUUUCUAUACCGGAAACAGCGGGUAAUGAUGAUGCUGAUUACUACGAUUAUGAUGAUAAUGAGCGGUUUCUUUUGAAAGUCUGCGGCCAAUUAACAAACGAGACGUUGCUGAUUGAAGGGACGGGCGUAAAUCUUCGUGUUGAUGGUUUCAGAGACCCUAGGUAUGGUCCUAAACCCAAUAACUCAACAGUCCUGGGACAUUACAAAGCCGAACAAAGAAAUAUCACCGACAUAACAGGAGAGACGUUAGACUCUUGGACUGGGAUUCAAGUCAGUGCCAGCAAUUCAUCUAUUGAUCUCUCAUGGACAAUGCCUCCGAAUAAUUUUUUCGGCGUUUCCUCUGUUCAAAAAUAUCUCAUCCUAUACAGGCCUAUUUCGGCGCGAGGUUAUUACAGCGCGCUUUGGUUGCCUGCAAACAAACCUCGGGUGAAGAUCUCAAGACUGGAACCUUUUACCAACUACAGCUUGACUUUGGUCGCCAUUCUAGCUGACGAAAGUCAACGUGUUAAUACCGGUCAAGUAGUUCAAACUGAAGAAGGAGUGCCAGCCAAAAGCCCUUACCUCUAUGAUUAUCGUGCCAUUGAUUACAACACGAUUUGGAUCAGGUGGGAAAGGCUUUCACCAAAGUAUGCUCGCGGCAUUUUGAGAGGAUAUCGAAUAUAUUACAUCUCUGCUUACAAGUACUACUACAGUAGGUCUGUCAGCAAUAUAACGGUCGGCCCUGACAUACUGGAGAUGACAAUUACUGGACUUCAGCCGAAUACCGAUUAUAGAGUAUGGGUAAAAGCAUUCACGUCUAAAGGAGAAGGAAGUGACAAAAACACAGCGUAUAUCGGGACAAAAUGUGGAUCAGCAAUACGCAACAGUUCAGGGGCUAUUCAAAGUCCUGGGUUUCCGAAAAGAAUCGAAUAUUCAGAAUGCAUUUGGGACAUUGACCCUGGUGACGGAAACAAAAGCGUUUUACUCAACUUUUCAGAUUUUAAUAUACCACUGUCAAACAAAUGCAAGUAUGUCACUGUUUAAUUAGUGAACCCAGUAUACGUAAGCGCACAUCACGACGUGAGCAACGUGAGCUUCACGUCGUCAUGUAGAGAAUUGACAAAGUUAUAAAAUAAUUCAUUCAUACUUUUUGCUUUGCAUCACUGAGUUAUAGUGCG
Messenger RNA from Orbicella faveolata, 1802 nucleotides. RefSeq lists its product as uncharacterized. Gene Ontology annotation, biological process: cell-matrix adhesion. Lineage: Eukaryota; Metazoa; Cnidaria; Anthozoa; Scleractinia; Merulinidae. The record is from RefSeq and is a predicted model, not a curated record. Gene Ontology annotation, molecular function: calcium ion binding; protein binding. Gene Ontology annotation, cellular component: membrane.